Molecule: messenger RNA, 1323 nt
Organism: Penicillium verhagenii
Lineage: Eukaryota; Fungi; Ascomycota; Eurotiomycetes; Eurotiales; Aspergillaceae
Exons: 2
Coding region: 1-1323 (440 amino acids)
Molecular function (GO): zinc ion binding
Source: RefSeq, a predicted model, not a curated record
AUGAUGGAAAUCAAGGAAUUCCUGGCCCUCGAGGCUGACUACGAAACCGAAGACCAAGUCGACCUGCGCGCCCUGGAACUCGUUACCAGCUACGACUCACACCUGAUGUGCGCGAUCUGCCACUGUCCCUUUGUUCAACCGGUGCGCCUGCAAUGUGAUCACGUAUUCUGUGAGAAAUGUCUGCGAUCGGCCAUCAACACCUUCGAUUCGGCCGAAUCAGAAGACUUUCCAUGUCCUUCCUGCCGAAACCCCACCAGCCACGUCUCGACGAGUGUGCCCCGCCUGUUGAUCAACAUGUGCGAUGAAAUCCAAGUACGGUGUCCGCUGGCUACGGAAGGCUGUCAGGAGCUCGUUCCGAGAGGCCAUGUUCAGUCGCAUGUGGAUAAAUACUGUGGUUAUCGGCUGGUACCAUGCCCGGAUGAUACAUGCGAUAAGAAGACGCGGAAAAGGGAUCUACAGGCGGAAAAUGGAUGCAGGCAUACUUACUUCCGGUGCUCCCGAUGCGAAGAAGAUGUUAUGGAGCAAGACUACGAGGAACAUGACAAAGAACUAUGCCCCAGCCUGGAGACAUACUGUCUCGACUGUGGGACUACUGUCUUACAGCGUACGCUGAAAAAUCAUAUUGAGACGUGCCCAGAAGUCGUCAAUCCUUGCGCUGCAUCGAAAUAUGGAUGCCCGGCCAAAAUUCGGCGAGCCGAGAUUGCCACGCAUGAGCAACAAUGUGCGCUUGUCGCGAUAGGCCCAUACUUCGAGGCACAAAAUACUCGAUUAGAUUCUCUUGAAUUGACGAUGCGACACCUCCAACAAAGGAACGAGAUCUUCGAGGACGGUAUGGCCAACAUUCGAACCAGCUUGAUGGAGUCGUCACGCAUUGGUGAUCGCAAUAGCCCGAGGCCCGCCACCGAAGAUUUGGAUGAAUCAGCCGACCGGUCCUCAAAUGUCUUUUCAUCCAACGCUACCACGUACCUUCUUUCUCUUCACGAGUCUCUGCGCGAGGAAGUCGCUCAGAUGUCCCAUGCUCUUACAGACCUUGAUGGCCGGGCCAGCAUGACAAUCAUGAACGAGUGCAUGCGAAUCAAAGAAGAUAUGGCCCAUACGAAUGCCGCUGUGAAUAGUGUCCGCAUGCAAGUUCAAUGGCUUAUGAAUCCUCGGCUCCACAACAAUGCAAGGGCAGGCGGCGCACGUCCGAAUGCUGGCCCUGGAAACGAAGCUCGAUCUCAGCUGGCGUCUGCACCUGGACCUGGCACCGUUGCUGGUCCUUCUCUAGGCCCGCUGCGACCUAGGCGACCAAGUGAUACUGGGCGUGAAGGAACCAAACUUUGA